UGGAUGUCGAGAUGGGCUAGAGUCUAGACCUGGAAGCGCGUCUGAAUAAACGCCCGGCGCUACCUUGAUGUUGAACCGAACUUUCUUCUUGUUCUGUGGGCUUGCGUCGUUUGCUCAAAUCGCGACGGGUCUGCCGAAAGGUAGACCAUUGGAGCCCUUGAAUUCUCGCCAAACCGACCCAAAUAUUCCUACCCAGUGUCAAUCGAUAUGUGACCCAAUCGUCUCACUGAUUGACACCGGCUGUACCCCUCAGGAGUGCUGCACGAAUGCUUUUGUAGGAAAUUUGACAAAUUGUUUUGAAUGCGUUGGGAAUAUCACUCAAACCACAAAUUACUCUCUUCCACAAUCGGACAUUGAUGGACUCGUUGAAGAGUGUGCUUCGGAAGGACUCAACAUCACAGAUACCACUUUACCUGGGCAGAAUCCCAAUAGGACUCUGACAACACUGGCACCAUCGUCUACGCAUGUAUCUUCCAGCUCUUCGUUCCAUCAGAGCACAAUCACCACAAUAAGUCUCGCGACCCCGACGUUUACUCAGAACACGAUUACUUCGCUCUCAUCAUUGUCGACGUCGUCCUCAGUUCCGACUUCAUCUACUACCUUAGUGUCAGCUAGCACCAGUGGUGCGCCUACACGUUAUGGGUUCUGUUGGACAGUAACAAUUUGUUCUUUGUGUGUUACAUGGGCGUUAUCAUUAGUUUUUUCAGCUUGAUAUUCUAUGUACGGCGGUAUUGUAAAAUCAAUUGGGUGAUUUCAGCGGAGAAAAUAACGAAUGCAUGU
This is a messenger RNA of Lentinula edodes (shiitake mushroom), 780 nucleotides long. RefSeq lists its product as uncharacterized. Bases 68 to 712 code for a protein of 214 amino acids. The transcript is spliced from 3 exons. NCBI's taxonomy places the organism in Eukaryota, Fungi, Basidiomycota, Agaricomycetes, Agaricales, Omphalotaceae. The record is from RefSeq and is a predicted model, not a curated record.